Molecule: messenger RNA, 2477 nt
Organism: Gopherus evgoodei (Goodes thornscrub tortoise)
Lineage: Eukaryota; Metazoa; Chordata; Testudines; Testudinidae
Product: guanylate cyclase soluble subunit beta-2-like
Exons: 12
Coding region: 393-2246 (617 amino acids)
Biological process (GO): cGMP biosynthetic process; response to oxygen levels
Cellular component (GO): guanylate cyclase complex, soluble
Molecular function (GO): heme binding; guanylate cyclase activity
Source: RefSeq, a predicted model, not a curated record
UCCUCUUCAAUCAGAUGCUUUUUUGGUUUGUGCCUAUGUCAUAGGCCCAAGGACUCUCUCCCUCAAGGGGUCCCAUGUGGAGGCAGAUCAGCACUGUAUGGUGCUAACAUGGUUGUAAGCAUCACAAGGCAUUUUGGGGGUGAAGGUCAAAGGUGUAAGUGUGGAAUGGAAGAUUUUCUUGAAGAGAGGGAGAGGCGAAGAGGGGGAAGGAUGAAAAGAGAAAAGAACGGGUUAACUUGAUACUUCAGCUAGCUCUGUGUGAAGAUAAGACACUGGCCCCGGUCCAAGGUCACGGGUGCGACGAAAAUCUGCAGCUGCCCAGCUGUGAGAAGAGGAGAACAAAGCUGAGCAGGGCUGCAGAGAUAGCAAUAAAAACAGUAAGAGCAAAUGAGAUGGCGAAGGCCAACAGGGGGAAAAACAAAGUCUCUGGUGCCGGGAUGUUUUGGGAAACUGAGAAGGCCACAGCGAGCCAGUUUGAACUGGUACAGAGAGCACCAGAAACAGAGGACCCUGGACGAAAACACCCGCAAAUGAGCCCAGGACUUAAAACCCUCCUGAGAGCCAAAGCAAGGUGGAGAUUGCAGUGGACCCUGGACAACCCGUGCAUGGGACAAGAACUCCCGUCCACCCCUCUUCUUCUUACAUUACACCCAGGCUUGGCCAGACUCUUGUCGUGCGUAUGGAAACUGUCACAUACUUUUGACCCAGUUUAUCCAGAGAGGCUUUGGGUGGAAGAGAGAACAUUCUGCAACGCUUUUCCUUUCCACAUUGUGUUUGAUGAAGAACUAAGGAUCAAGCAGGCAGGUGUGAACAUUCAAAAGUUUGUGCCAGGACUAUGGCGACCAGGUAGCAGAGUAGAUAAAUACUUUACUGUUGUCCAUCCACAAGUUACCUUCACCAUUUUCAGCAUAAGGAAAUUUAUCAACAGUCAGUUUGUCCUCAGAGCACACAGAGAAAUGUUGCCUGACUCACGGAGAAACCAACCCAUGCUGAAGCUCCGAGGACAAAUGAUCUGGAUGGAGGCCAUACAGUGCGUGAUGUACCUGUGUUCACCGAAGCUCCGCAGUUUAGAGGAGUUGGAGGAACAAAAGAUGCACAUCUCUGACAUUGCGCAACAUGACGCAACAAGGGACCUCAUUCUCCUGAACCAGCAGCGUCUGGCAGAGAUAGAGCUGUCCAACCAGCUAGAGAGAAAGAAAGAAGAGCUCAGGAUCCUCUCAAAGAACUUAGAGGCUGAAAGGAAGAAAACAGAAACCUUGCUGUAUGCCAUGCUGCCGAAACAUGUAGCCAAUCUGCUCAAGGAGGGCAAAAAGGUGGAAGCAGGGGAAUUUAAUUCCUGCACGAUUCUCUUCAGUGAUAUAGUGACAUUCACAAAUAUCUGCUCAGCCUGUGAGCCUAUCCAAAUCGUGAACAUGCUGAAUUCCAUGUAUUCAAAGUUUGAUCGAUUAACCAGUGUUCACAACGUGUACAAAGUUGAAACAAUAGGCGAUGCAUACAUGGUUGUUGGAGGAGUCCCAGUGCCUAUUGCCAGUCAUGCCAAAAGAGUGGCCAAUUUUGCACUGGGUAUGAGAACUGCUGCCAGAGAGGUGAUGAACCCAAUCACUGGAGAGCCUAUUCAGAUCAGAGUUGGGAUCCACACAGGACCAGUUUUGGCUGGAGUGGUUGGUGAGAAGAUGCCCAGAUAUUGCUUGUUUGGAGACACUGUCAACACAGCCUCUCGGAUGGAAAGUCAUGGACUUCCUAACAAAAUCCACCUCAGCCCAACAGCAUUCAGAGCUUUACAAAAUCAAGGCUUCGAAAUAGUUGAAAGGGGAGAAAUUGAGGUGAAAGGCAAAGGAAAAAUGACCACCUAUAUUCUGAGGCAGAAUCUACAUGCAACUGAGAAUGAAAUCAUGGGGAGAGCAGAAAAGCAGCAUUCCAGUCACACGGAUCAGACGGAGGCAGAUGAUCUGGGAAACCUAGUCAGCAAGACUAUUGCUGUUAUGAAGCAUGCUGACAGCCAGCAGCUGCUCACCAGCAGCAGCCUUGCAUAUGAGGCUGAAGCCAGGCUGUGUAAUGGAGAGCAUACAAAGGGGGAUGCAGAACAGCAGCUUUCAGAUCAGACGAGGACACAGCACUUUAGCGACGGCAAUGCACAAUCUAGGCUUGAGAAUGAACAUGUUUCUACACAUUUGACCAGAGAGUUGUCUCAAGUGCACUUCAGGAAGAAGAGGGAAGCUGAACGUCACAUAGUUGACAGAUAUUGACUUCAGAAUGGUACAGGAACCUCUGCUGAAGGGUCUGGUGAAUAAGGGCUGAAGACAGUUAUAGAUCAGAGUGAUCAGAAUGUCAUGGCUCUGCAUGGUUUUCUUUCUUUCUAACCCACUAUGUUCCUUUCGCCUUGUUUCCUACAACUUAUUUGUAAAGCAGUGAACAAAUAUAAACUAUGAUCAGAUUAACAUGGAUUAUAUUGCACGUUUGUGUGAAUUAUUUCUUUA